Molecule: messenger RNA, 673 nt
Organism: Telopea speciosissima
Lineage: Eukaryota; Viridiplantae; Streptophyta; Magnoliopsida; Proteales; Proteaceae
Product: probable WRKY transcription factor 45
Exons: 3
Coding region: 34-672 (212 amino acids)
Biological process (GO): regulation of DNA-templated transcription
Molecular function (GO): DNA-binding transcription factor activity; sequence-specific DNA binding
Source: RefSeq, a predicted model, not a curated record
UCAUCCCCAAGAACUCAAACCUAAAAAUCUACCAUGGCCAGCCCUAGUUUCCCAGCUAAGGACUUCCUUGGACACCCUAAUCCUUACAAUAAUUACGAUCAUCCACUAAUGUCUCCUCCGGUACCGUCAACCGGUUUCGAUUUUUCCGAUUAUCUGGUUACUGAAGCUGGUUCAGAGGAAGAUUCAUCAACUGCCAACAACAUCGGCGGCGCCACCGCUGGGUUUCACUUUCAGAAUCCAAUUCUCCCGGAAAACUUUAGUUUUCAUUCGAUCGGAAACAGUGGAAAUGUAACCGCAAGUAGUAGUGACCUGCAAAUGAUAGCUACCCAAACAUGUAAGAGUGGAGUGAAGAGAAUUAAAGAGGAGAUGGAUUUCAGGAUUGCAUUUAGAACGAAAUCUGAGCUUGAAAUCAUGGAUGAUGGAUUCAGAUGGAGGAAGUAUGGGAAGAAAUCAGUUAAGAGCAGUCCAAACCCAAGGAAUUACUACAAGUGCACAAAUGGAGGAUGCCAAGUGAAGAAGAGAGUGGAGAGGGAUAGAGAUGAUUCAAGCUAUGUGAUAACUAGCUACGAGGGUAUCCACAAUCAUGAAAGCCCUUGUGUGGUUUAUUAUGAACAAAUUCCUCUCAUGGUUCCUAGUGGCUGGACCUUGCAGGCUUCACAUUCAUCUUCUUGAA